UUGACGUUAAGUUAGUUAGUUAGUUAGUUAAUUAGUUAAAUGAGGACAUAAGGUAACAUUAUGCCGGUAAUAUCUCUAUUUUUUUGCUUUGGAGAUAAGUUUUACUUUGUGUUGGUGGUGUUGCUAUGCUAGCUAGCUAUGCUUGAAACAUGAUAAUAUUGCUCCGUGACUGCUGGUUGUGUAGGGAGCCACUGGAGAGGGGCUAAAGAGCCGCAUGUGGCUCCGGAGCCAUGGGUGGCAGACCCCUGCUCUGGAGGGAUACACAAAGAUUUUGUCCAUGUUGCACUGACAGAAGUUUCUAUGGCAGUUACAGUGAGUUAUGACAAUUUCCUGGUCUACGUUUGUGUGCACAAGUAUGGGGUGGAGUGUGCGUAUGGACACUGCACAUAUAUAUAAGCCCAUGUGGUGGGCUGUGUGUGCAGUUCCUCCUGGUUUCAUCUGGUCUCCUGCAGCGAGAGACCAUCAGGCAGCAUGACCUCACAGCGAUGGAUGCUGGCAUUCUGCUUUGCACUGGCCUCAGUUUUAGGCACAGGGGAAUCAGUCACAACAACAGAAACUCAGAAAUACACUUGCAGGACGUUUGGCAGCGGAGUCGUCCAGCCUUUCAACGGUUCAAGUUACUACGUUCGGUCUAACUGCCCGUUCACCCUCACCCGCUUCACCCACAACCGGGUGGAAUGUGAUAUCACCGUACGGCGAGGUGACAACGGGCUGCUGGUCCAAGUCGAGAUCAUCAUCAACAAAGUCAGGACUGUUGUGCAGAACGGAAACAUCCUGGUGGAGAAGAAAAGUGUUUCCCUUCCGUACGACCACACCUACCAGCACAUCUUUCAGUACGGCAUCUACACUAAACUGAAGAGCUCGCUGCUUCCUCUGUCGGUCACCUGGCACAACCUACCUGGAGGAAUAGACACUGUGUGGGUGGAGCUAGAGCAGGAGCUGAGCACCGACAUGACUGGACUGUGUGGAAAACACAACGUCUCAGGCAACGGGCAGCAGUUGGUUACGGAGAGCGUGCUCGCUGAUGACACAUGUCAAACCCGAGAUCUUGUCUCCGCUGUGAAUCCAGCAUGCAGAAUGUUCUUUUCCUACACCUUGGAUUGUCUGCGAGACAGGACGCCUCAUUACAUGCAACUCUGUGAAGAGAACAUUUACCUCUACGAAACAAGCGGAUACAUCGGCUGUGCUUUCUUCAAAGAAGUUGUCCGACAGUGUGGAAAUGAAAGCUACGCCUGGAAAGUAUGGAGAACUUUAACUGAAUGUGCGGAGCCGACUUGUCCAGGAGACCUGGUUUAUGUAGAACAGGGACCGCCCUUUCUUCCCAGCUGCUCCAACAUGAACCCUACAUUCUCCAACCAGGAACUCACCAGCUCCUGUGUCUGCACAAAGGGUGAGGUGCUUAAUGAUCGCGCAGAUGGCUUCCACUGUGUGAGUGUGUCCAGCUGCCCCUGUGUGUUUGCUGGCAAGAGCUACUCAACCAGGGACAUACGCAGCACCAAGUGUCAGUCAUGUAUGUGUGACAGCGGGAAAUGGCGAUGCUCUGAAAACCUCUGCCCCACCAGAUGUCUAAUUGAAGGGCAGUUUGUGACAACAUUCGAUGGCAAACAAUUUGUCGUCCCUGGUAAAUGCACGUAUGUAGCUUCACAGGGUCUCAACUGGACAAUAACAAUAGAGUUUUCUGCAAAGGCGCCCUCUCUGACAAAAGUUAUUUUUCAGAUUCUUCAGGACUCGUAUACAUUCUCACACAACAAGGUUAAAUUAGGAGAAGAGGACAUGACUGAACUUCAUCAGUCUGAUCAUGCUCUGGUUUUCUGGCAGUCCUCCUUGUACGUCCAAGUCCACACAUCCUUCGGUAUGAAGAUCCAAGUCCAGAUGUCUCCUGAAAUCCAGCUGUACAUCACCCCACCCAGAAACCACACUGGCAUGAUCUCAGGUCUUUGUGGCAACAGCAACAACGACACCACAGACGACUUCACCACCAGCAGCGGGAUCAUCGAGAAUUCGGCUCAACCGUUCGCUCAGUCCUGGAGUGUUGGUGCUUGUCCUCGGAACAUACCCCCCACCUGCAUCAACACUGACAACGAAAUAUAUGCUGAGGAAAUGUGCUCUGUGUUGAACAACCCAACUGGGAUAUUUGCUAAGUGCCAUGAUCACAUCCCAACUGAUCACUACCACACGGCUUGCAUCCAAAGAACAUGUAACUGUGGCAACAGUCCGCCUCAGUGCCUGUGUGUUGCUCUGGGCAGCUACGCCAAAGCCUGCGCCAGUCUGGGUGUUGUAAUUGGUGACUGGAGGAAAGCUACCAACUGCACUCUGACAUGUCAGAACAACCAAAAAUUCUCCUACAACAUGCAAGCCUGCAACCACACAUGCCGUUCCCUGUCUGGCUUCGACCCUACCUGUGGGCUGGACGACGCUCCCGUGGAGGGCUGUGGCUGUCCGGAGGGAACCCAUCUGAACCAAGGAUACAUCUGCACCCGAAAGUCAGAGUGCGGUUGUCACUACCACGGCGGUAUAACAGCCCCGGGAUCUAUUAUUAUCGAAGGACGAAAGUGUAUCUGUGAGAAUGGAGAACUGCACUGUUCUCCGGAUUGUGGGUGCAGAAAUGGGAAGGUUUGUUUUCAUUGCUCCGAGUUCCCAGUUAACACGGCUCAGAAAACCUGUGACAGUCUCAGCAAACCAAUGGUGACCAAUAUGACCUGUGAGAGUGGCUGCUACUGCCCACAUGACCAGUAUGAGGAUCACCGUGGAAACUGUGUUCCUCUGGACAACUGCACCUGUGUGUACAGUGGCAAAGUAUUCAGCGUGGGACAGCACGUCAAAACCAACUGCAAAACAUGUAUCUGUGGUCAGGGUCAGUGGCACUGCAGAGACGAGCCUUGCCCCGGGAAGUGUCAAGUUUAUGGGAACGGACACUACCAGACCUUCGACUCCAAAUGGUACCGCUUUGAUGGACAAUGCCAGUACAUACUUGUAGAGGAUGACUGUGGAAAUGGAAAGGGCACCUUCUCUGUCAGAGUGGAGAGCGUCCCCUGCUGUGAUGAGGCGCUCACCUGCUCUCGCUCCAUCAUCCUCGACCUUCAGGGCGAAGUCACCCUGACACUGAGCGACAUGAAGGUGACCAGACGCCACCACAAAGGCUGGUCUCUGCAGGAAGAUCCGCUUUACUCCACGCACACCGUGGGACUCUACAUCAUAAUCUCAGUGCCGAGCAGAGGGAUCACUCUCAUCUGGGACAAACACACCCGGAUCACCAUCGAGCUGCAUGCGUACUGGAGGAACCGAGUGUGCGGCCUCUGUGGCAAUUUUGACUCCAAUGAGAUGAAUGACCUUCAGAUAAGUGGCUCAGCAGUGGAGUCCAGUCCUCUGGCAUUUGGCAACAGCUGGAAAGCCGCCACACCUCCUUGCUCUGAUGUGACCACUGAGAUAUUUCCAUGUGAACGCAACUCCUACUGCUCAGCCUGGGCCCAGCGGCGCUGUAUGAUCCUUACAGGAGACACAUUCAAUGAUUGCCACUUAAAAGUGGAUCCAGAUCCCUACUACCAUGCCUGUGUGCAGGAGUCUUGCUCCUGUGAGUUUGAAGGGAAGUUCCUGGGCUUCUGCACAGCUGUGGCGGCCUACGCAGAGGCCUGCAGCGAACAGGAUGUGUGUGUAAAAUGGAGGACGCCUGAUUUGUGUCCGGUCUACUGUGACUACUACAACGAGCAGGGCCAGUGUAGCUGGCACUAUGAAGCCUGCGGUGAGACGCUAACCUGCGGCAAAGACAACUAUGUGACUCGCAAGCUGGAAGGCUGCUACCCAAGAUGUUCAAAGGAGGCACCAUACUAUGAUGAAAAUACUGGUGAAUGCACCAAAUUGAGAAACUGCACCUGUUAUUUUAAUGACACUAUCAUUCAGCCUCGGGCAGUGGUGAUGAUACAGUCUACUGAGUGUCGCUGUGAAAAUGGAACAAUGAACUGUCCACCUCCGCCCACUACUACACCUGCUCCUACAUCAAACCCUCCCACCACAGCUGCCUCAACCACCACUGAAACAACAGUGCUGUCUACUACCACUACACCAACAACCACAACUGCUUCAACUAUCACCGAAACAACUGUGUUUUACACUACCACUACACCAACAACCACAACUGCUUCAACUACCACCGAAACAACAAUGCUUUCUACUACCACUACACCAACAACCACUGAAACGUUGUCAACAACCACCUCUACACCGAUGACGACCAUUCCCAAUGUCUCAACUACCACAGAAAAUUGGUCAACUGAGGUUUCCACCACCUCUACACCAACAACUACAACUACCUUAACUACGGCUGAAACAUCGUCAACAGCGCCCCCUACCACCUCUACACCAAUGACGACCACUACCAAUGUCUCAACUACUACUGAAAAUUGGUCAACAGAGCUUUCCACCACCGUUACACUAACAAAUACAACUUCCUUAACUACAGCUGAAACAUCGUCAACAGCGCCCCCUACCACCUCUACACCAAUGACGACCAUUCCCAAUGUCUCAACUACCACAGAAAAUUGGUCAACUGAGGUUUCCACCACCUCUACACCAACAACUACAACUACCUUAACUACGGCUGAAACAUCGUCAACAGCGCCCCCUACCACCUCUACACCAAUGACGACCACUACCAAUGUCUCAACUACUACUGAAAAUUGGUCAACAGAGCUUUCCACCACCGUUACACCAACAAAUACAACUUCCUUAACUACAGCUGAAACAUCGUCAACAGCGCCCCCUACCACCUCUACACCGAUGACGACCAUUCCCAAUGUCUCAACUACCACAGAAAAUUGGUCAACUGAGGUUUCCACCACCUCUACACCAACAACUAGAACUACCUUAACUACGGCUGAAACAUCAUCAACAAUGCCCCUUACCACCUCUACACCAAUGACGACCAUUCCCAAUGUCUCAACUACUACUGAAAAUUUGUCAACUGUGCUUUCCACCACUGCUAAACCAACACCUAGAACUACCUUAACUACCGCUGAAACAUCAUCAACAGCGCCCUCUUCCACCGCUCCACCAAUGACGACCACUAUCAAUGUCUCAACUACUACUGAAAAUUGGUCAACAUCGCUUUCCACCACCUCAACACCAACAACUACAACUACCUUAACUACCGCUGAAACAUCAUCAACAGCGCCCCCUUCCACCUCUACACCAAUGACGACCACUAUCAAUGUCUCAACUACUACUGAAAAUUGGUCAACAUCGCUUUCCACCACCUCAACACCAACAACUACAACUACCUUAACUACGGCUGAAACAUUGCCAACAGCGCCCGCUACCACCUCUACACCAAUGACGACCAUUACCAAUGUCUCAACUACUACUGAAAAUUGGUCAACUGUGCUUUCCACCACCUCUACACCAACAACUACAACUACCCCAGCUACAUCUGCUACAUCUGCUGAAACCUCAGGUCCAACUGAAGUAACCAUGUCAGAAGCUCCAACUGAAACAUUUACCUCUUCUACACAUUCAACCACUCAACCCACUACCACCUUCUCAGAAGCAACAACGUCUCAGGGAGUGACGUCUAAAUCCACGACGAUGCCCCCAACAACAUACACCACCGAGAUGCCCACAAGUGAAGGAUUUACCAAUGCAACAUCUACCACUGAACUGAUAACUACAACUUCCUCAACUACGGCUGAAACAUCGUCAACAGCGCCCCCUACCACCUCUACAUCGAUGACAACCAUUACCAAUGUCUCAACUUCUACUGAAAAUUGGUCAACAACUACAACUGUACCAAGCUUAACAACCAAGGAACCACCAGUGUGUGAGUGUACAGACCUGAAGAGGAGAAAACGCUGGGAUUGCGGUGAGACGUGGACAGAGGACUGCUUCCAUAAGAACUGUACAGAUGGGAAGAUAGAGUUGACUUCAGUGGUUUGUCCAGAGUCUACAAUUCCCAACUGCCCCAGAGAACAGGCCACAAAAGUCUCAGAUGGAUGCUGUGAAACAUGGAAGUGUGAUUGUCGCUGCGAGCUAUAUGGGGACCCCCACUACAUCUCUUUCCAAGGUGUACCCUUCGAUUUCCUGGACGAAUGCACCUACAUCCUGGUGGAGGAGCGGUCACCGCGUCAUCAUCUGACCAUUGCUGUGGACAACGUAGACUGUGUGCCGGGCCUGCAGGGCUCUUGUGCUAAAGGCAUCAUCCUGAAAUAUCAGGACAAUAUAGCUACACUCCGUAUCCUACCGAUAUUGUUUGGAGUACAGGCAACUCUGAACAACGUGACCAUAGAGCCACCAUAUGAGGAGCACGGGUUUAGGUUUGAGACCACGAGGUACAUAGUGUCAAUCUACCUCCCAGAGGUCCGCUCUUAUGUCUCCCUCAGUCCGUCUUACACCCUGGUGGUCAGUCUGGCCAUGGAGUACUUCCUCAACAACACCCAGGGACAAUGUGGUGUAUGUGGCGUUGCAUCAUGUAUCCGUAAAGGAGGGCAGAUCGAGGAUGACAGCUGCUGUGAUAAGACAGCCUAUGACUGGGUGUACGCCGACCCGCUGAAGCCGGCCUGUGCUUCUGCAUCAAGGGACUUACCUUGUUACUCAACCACUACAGUACCCCCUUACACAACCACUACCACCCCCUGCCCUGCGAGCUCACUAUGUGAGCUGCUACACCACCCAGUCUUUUCAAAUUGCAGCGGGUACGUAAAUCUGGCCCUUAAAAAGAAGAACUGUGAGUUUGAUUCAUGCAGGAAUGGUCCUUGCUCAUCACUAGAGCAAGCUGCUGAGGAAUGCAUGAAGGCUGGUGUCCGUGUUGGCUGGAGAACACUGACUAACGGAAGCUGUAAUGUGACAUGUCCAGACGGAUUGGUUUACAGAGAAUAUCGUGACAAGCUGGAUGACUUCUGCUUUGGAGGAAUGCGUUAUCGAGGAGCGUCCCUCGUGAACGGCAGGGAAGGCUGUUUUUGUCCCAGCGGCCUCUUCAGGGCAGGAAAUCACUCUCACAUCUGUGUGUCUGACUGUCCCUAUUGUAAAGGACCACUCGGUGAGCCCAGAAAGGGUGGCGAGGUGUGGCAGUCCGGCUGUUACCAAUGUACAUGUAACAACAAGACUCACACAGAGGAGUGUGUUCCAAAACCCCCGGAACCAGCUCCCCUCUGUAGCCCCACUGCUGUACUGAUAAACACCUCGAUGUACACCUCCUGCUGUGGUGAUCAGAUUUGUGUUGAGAAGACAUGCAGUUAUCGUGGACAAACAUACAAGGUGGGAGACAGUUGGAAGGAUGCCAUCCAUCCCUGCAUGUCAUUAAGUUGCAGCAAAGAGGGCAUUCAGACUGAGACGAGAGUCUGUCCCAGAGAAGACUGUCAGGAGGAGGACAGAAUCUGGGACGUCCAACACUGCUGCUUUACCUGUAACCAGAGCUGUGCUCCGAAGGUGACCGCUGUCAGCGUCACAGUAGAAAACUGUACCGCCGUCAUGCAGAUACCUGUGUGUCAGGGCCAAUGUGUGUCUCAGCCCAGAGUCGUGUUACACGGUUAUCUGAUGGUGAAGCAGAAUUGCAGUUGCUGUCAGGACUGGAGCUCCGAGAGGAGACCAGUGACCCUGCAGUGCUUGGACCUCUCGACCAGACAAUACCACUACAAGCACAUCACCAGCUGUGAGUGCACAGCCUGUAGCAUGUUUCCUACUGGAGAAAUACUGUAAUGACAGCACAUACCAGAGCCAAGAAUAACCUUUUUAGUAAUGUAUCCUUUAGAUUUCCAAAUCAAAAUCUAAUAUAUUCAAAUUCAAUGAAUUAUUAAUUAAAACCCUGUUCUUUAUUUAUAGCAAUCACUGAAUCUCUCUAUCAAAUAAAUCACUGACUAAUUGCCAAAGUUUGUAGUAUGCAUCUUCUUCCAGUGCAGUAUUGCAACUUAAAUCUACUCUAUUCACACUUUAUCACCCUAAGUACCGAUUGGCAGCCAUACAGCCGCUUUGAUCACUCCCAUUUCUGCCAAUAACGAGUCUUCCAGGACGUCAAAGGUUGUUUCACUGCAAAAAAAAAAUCAUAGUUUCUCAAUAGUGGUAUCAAGCCAUGCUGUUAGAUUUGAUUUGCCCAGGCUUUUGAGAUACUGAGAUUUCUGCCUUCACCCCAACACAAUGAAAGUAGAGGAACUGUUCUUGUGGUGCUCAUAGCACUGAAAAAAGGUCGACAGCAAGCGUCUCUUUCCAGAAUAAACAUCAUUGUUACUCU
Sebastes umbrosus (honeycomb rockfish) is the source of this 8212-nucleotide messenger RNA. Its product is annotated as mucin-19-like. Bases 472 to 7683 code for a protein of 2403 amino acids. Gene Ontology annotation, molecular function: protein binding. Lineage: Eukaryota; Metazoa; Chordata; Actinopteri; Perciformes; Sebastidae. The record is from RefSeq and is a predicted model, not a curated record. The transcript is spliced from 47 exons. Gene Ontology annotation, cellular component: extracellular matrix.